AUGGCUGAGGGGCUGCAAAGGUCUGAAAGCACGUUCAGGAGACAGGGGUCUUCGGGUUUGAUUUGGGACGACAAGUUUCUACAGAGGGCGUUGAACCAAGUGGAGGCCGAAAAGCAGCAGGAAGCAGCUCAGCAGGCUCAGGCUACAGAAUCUGGUGGUGCGGCCCCCACCAUGGAGCGCAGCCGAUCCAACGGCGGACGGGGGUAUCGGACGGUCAAGGUUUCACCACAAGCCACGGACCCACCCUCCCCUAAGGUCUCAGGCUGUGGCCUCUGCGGCGCCUUCGGCAAACCAAAGCCCUCGUCAGCGCGUCGACCCAGAUCGAAUAAGCGAAGGUCAUAG
Molecule: messenger RNA, 342 nt
Organism: Prunus armeniaca (apricot)
Lineage: Eukaryota; Viridiplantae; Streptophyta; Magnoliopsida; Rosales; Rosaceae
Source: the annotation of a GenBank genome assembly